Molecule: messenger RNA, 2109 nt
Organism: Geodia barretti
Lineage: Eukaryota; Metazoa; Porifera; Demospongiae; Tetractinellida; Geodiidae
Source: the annotation of a GenBank genome assembly
AUGGCGGGACUGGUUGAGCAGGCCUACGAAUUCGCCGACGAAUGCCACCGUGGACAGAAACGCGUGUCCGGCGAACCCUACAUAGCCCACCCUCUACAAACCGCCCUUUUCCUUGUCGACCUCCGUUUGGACGUUAAUACCAUUGUGGCCGCGUUGCUCCACGACGUGGUGGAAGAUUGUGACGUGGCCCUUGAUGAGUUGGCUUCCCGCUUCGGAACAGAAGUAGCCAAGCUGGUCGACGGCGUGACCAAGUUGACCAAGCUGGAUGUGCGUCUCCAACAAUCCGGCAGCGCUGAAAGCUUACGGAAGAUGCUGGUGGCAAUGGCCGAAGACAUCCGCGUGGUGUUAAUCAAACUGGCCGACCGCCUCCAUAACAUGAGGACUCUGGACGUCCUUCCGCCGGAGAAACGUCGCCGCAUCGCCCAGGAAACGCUGGACAUCUACUCCCCCUUGGCCCACCGGUUGGGCAUUUGGGAGAUCAAGUGGCGGCUGGAUGACUUGGCGUUCUUUUAUCUGGACGAAGACCGUUACCACGAGAUCUCCAACAUGUUGGCGGCCAAGCGUGAAGAGCGGGAGACCUACGUAGGACAGGUGGCUUCCCGUCUCCGGGAGGCAAUGAAGGUUUCCAACUUGACCGGAGAGGUUGUCGGAAGGCCCAAGUCGAUCUACAGCACCUACCGGAAGAUGGAGCGGUACGCCGCCCAAGGCAAGGAACUCAGCGACAUAUACGACCUGUACGCGUUGCGAGUGUUGGUAGAUUCCAAGGAUGACUGUUACAAGACCUUGGGGGUAAUUCAUCAGCUGUGGCAUCCCAUUCCGGGGCAGUUCGACGAUUACAUUGCCAACCCCAAGGAAAAUAUGUAUCAAGCGCUGCACACUACCGUGAUAUGCGACGGAGGCAGCCCGCUUGAGGUGCAGAUAAAGACCUACGAACUGCACGAAAUCGCUGAAUAUGGAGUCGCCGCCCACUGGCGCUACAAGGAAGGCCGUGCCAACGACCUGCGAUUUGAAGAAAAAAUGACCUGGUUGCGCCAAGUGCUCGAUUGGCAACGGGAGAUGGCCGCGACCGACGAGUUUAUCGAAUCUGUCAAGCAGGACAUAUUCCAGGACCAAGUGUUCGUUUACACUCCCAAAGGGGCCAUUGUGGAGUUGACCGCCGGGUCGACUCCUAUAGACUUCGGCUACAAGAUUCACACCGAUUUGGGCCAUCGUUGCAUUGGGGCCAAGGUCAACGGUCGGCUGGUGUCCCUGGAUACCAAGCUGCAAAACGGUGACACCGUAGAGGUAUUGGCCUCCAAGUUAGACCGGGGUCCCAGCUUGGACUGGCUUAACCCCAACCGCGGGUAUGUAGGUUCUGCCAGCGCCAGGCAAAAGGUGCGAUUGUGGUUCCGUCGCCAAGCCCGCAGCGCCAAUAUCCAGCGAGGCCGCGAGUUGCUGCGUCGCGAACUCCGGCGGCUUAAUCAACGAUUGGACGACGCGGAAGUCCUGUCAUUGUGCAACUACGACAAUAUGGAAGAGCUCCUGGCUAACUUGGGCUCCGGUGGUAUCACUGAAACCCAGGUUGGAUACCGGCUUGCGCAAGCCCGCCAGGAACCAUUAUCGCCCAUAGUAGGAGGCAAACCCAAGCUGGCCCUGUCCAGCCCGGGGUCCGGCAUCUCCGUAUUGGGUGUAGGGGAUCUUUUGACUCGGAUGGCGCCUUGUUGCAAUCCCAUACCCGGCGACUCGAUUACCGGCUUUGUGACCAGGGCCCGGGGUGUUACGGUCCACAAGCAGGGAUGCUCGAAUUUGGCGAACGAGGACGAACCGGAGCGGAUAGUUCACGUGGACUGGGGAACAACCUACGAACUUUACCCUGUGAGAAUCCGUGUAACGGCCUACGACCGGGUGGGGCUUCUAAGAGACGUUACUUCUGCGGUAUCGGCUGAGGACGUAAACAUCGCUUCGGUGGUCACCAAAGAGCACCCGGACGGCACCGUGACCAUGGAACUUACCAUUUACACCAAGAACCUGGAACAGCUUGGCAGACUUUUCGCCAAACUCGAGGGUGUCAGGAGUAUCAUCGACGUAACCCGGGACCGCUCCACGAUCCCACUCCUUACGCCAAACUAG